AUGACCAACAUCACCACUCCCCGCACAUCAACAUCCCCAAAUUACCAACACGGACCCCAACUACUUCCUAAGAUCAGGACUCAGGAUGUUGUUCUCGAGCCGGUCUCUUCUGUUGGUCCACGUCGUCAUCGACGAGUGCUGUCAAACACCCGCAAUCCGCCGGGUUAUAUGCCUUACCCGACUGCCAGACCUUCGGCAUUGUCGAGGAAUGUGAUUGAUGCCUCCGCUGCUGCAGAUUGUAGUGGAUUGAUUUCCCCAAUCUCGCCUGCUUCAACACAUCCCGCUAUGAUUUCUUCUGGAUUGUCAUCUCCAAUUGCGUUGACGACUUCUGCUGCCUCUGCCGCCAACAAGCGCAAAAGUAUGCCCUCUGCCGGCCAUUCUCGGUCUGGGUCUACCUCUAGCAUUGAUGAAGUCACUCUAUCCCGAUAUGGGUAUCCUACUUACAGACAACUUCCCAAAUACGUGUCUCAAUCUGAGGCAUCCCCCAUUAGUCCCGUGGAUCCUUCUUCCUUUGUCUUUCCCGCAUACAACCGUCAAGUCCCAUCCGUGCAAGUCCCAUCCGUGCAAGUCCCAUGCCCCGUGCAGCUUCCGACACAACAGGCAGCCUACAGCGCCUUACCGUCUCCUCAAAACUAUGACUAUCUCAGGGUUCACAGCGCACAGCCGUCUCCUGUUGGGUUUCUCGCUCCCCCUCUYCCAUCMCCCGCCUCUUCGACUACAUUACUCACCUAUCUAACCAACACCACGCCAGCCGUCAACCUAGUACGCACAGUCAACUACGGCCCCACGCGCGGUCUGAAUGAUUACUUUUGGUGGGAUAUUCGCCAACUCCGCAGCUGGUCCUCGUUCUCCUUGAACACAUUCAACGAUAUCAAUGGUCUGACACAGCUACUCAAAACUCCUAUUCCGAGCCAUCUCACCCCUCAACCGAUGAUUGCGUCCGCACGGUUGACACCCGAGAGCGAGAAUGCACUCAUCAACCUUGUAGGCGAUAUCUACGCGCCACGCAUCAAUGCCGCGUUACGAGUAUCCCAGGGCUCGGAUCAUAUGAGAUUAUACGUCUCGCCAGAUGCCAAUUCUUCCGGUAGUCGGGGAGCGAAUGGUCCUCAUUUUCUGGCUAAUUACGCAUCUGACACCGACGUUACGGCCUCUGGUGUUCGACGCGGACGUGUAGUUGGUAUUGUGAAGAGCUUCGAUCGCUGGAACACCGGCAUGCGCAACGAGCCCCCUCAUCGUCGCGUCGAAUACCUCCGCGGUCUUGCACAUCUACAGCGCUGCAUGCGCGAACAUUCCUGCCGCUACGGCUUCAUAAUAUCCGAAAUCGAGCUUGUAUGCGUCCGCGCUGGCUGCGACGAUGGCGACGACGUACCUUAUUUCGGAUACCUGGAGCUCUCCUCACCCAUCGCCACCAAAGAAUCCUCCUCAAACCACGCUAGUAGAUGCGCCGACCAAACCUCACGAAGACGAUCAUGUACACCACCCCAUUCAUCUGCUUCUUCAUCAUACGGCGAUGGUCGCUCCACCCACAGCCGAAGCAGCAGUCUAUCCUCCCUCUCCUCACACCACCAAGACGAUAACUCAGCCGAAAACGGCCUCGGUGGAGUCCCUCUAACAGCCACACUGGCCCUCUACUUCCUGCUCAUGCUUUCCAAAUCUAUGCCUCUCCCCUCCCAACCCUCAGGCCAUUUGAACGUCGGUGGUCCCGGCGCUCUAAGUCGUCAACGUAUCCUCCCCGAACCAAAAGAUAAAUGGAUUCCGGAGCCACAAUUAGGCGAAAAGCGGGAGGCGAAGAGAGUCCGGGGCUGGAUUAUGCCGCAGGAUGCAUGGCAUCGAAGAGAAGGCUCAAGAUCUAAAAAUAAUACUAAUGUUAAUGGUGAUGGCGGCAGAGGGAAAAGGGGAAGAAAAGAGCUUGCGAUGCAGUAA
This is a messenger RNA of Talaromyces amestolkiae, 1923 nucleotides long. RefSeq lists its product as uncharacterized. The record is from RefSeq and is a predicted model, not a curated record. NCBI's taxonomy places the organism in Eukaryota, Fungi, Ascomycota, Eurotiomycetes, Eurotiales, Trichocomaceae. The coding region runs from base 1 to 1923 and encodes 640 amino acids. The transcript has a single exon.